Colletotrichum graminicola M1.001 is the source of this 1743-nucleotide messenger RNA. RefSeq names its product NOL1/NOP2/sun family protein. Gene Ontology annotation, cellular component: nucleolus. The transcript has 2 exons. The record is from RefSeq and is a predicted model, not a curated record. Gene Ontology annotation, molecular function: methyltransferase activity. Bases 1 to 1743 code for a protein of 580 amino acids. Gene Ontology annotation, biological process: rRNA base methylation. NCBI's taxonomy places the organism in Eukaryota, Fungi, Ascomycota, Sordariomycetes, Glomerellales, Glomerellaceae.
AUGUCGCUGUAUCACGAGACGGCCGAGAUCCUUUCGGCGAGCCCGGACCACGGCGGCAGCCUCAAGAGCCGCGUGUUUGGCAAAAAGGGCCUCAAGUCGCCGCCCGCCCAAGUCUACGCCCUCGCGCUCGAGACGUGCAAGUGGAGCGCCGUGUUGAAGGAGGUCGUCGAGGCGGCCGAGAUCCUACGCCACGAGCGCAAACUCACCCCCGUGCUGGCGCUGCUGUUGGUGCACGACUUCCUCCUGGCCAAGAAGGGCAUUGCGCUGCCGCAAUCCCAUGGCCUGAGGACAUCUAUCGAGCGGCACAAGGCCAGGCUGGCCUCUGAGCUGACCCGCGCGAGGCUGCGGAGGAAGAUGCCGUCCCUGGAGGCGCUGAGGGCGGACGUCAACGCGAACGCCGACCCCGAGGGGAGACACCCCCGGUGGAUCCGGGUGAACGCGCUCAAGAGCACUGUGGAGGACCAGCUCGAGACGACAUUCAAGGCGUACGAGAGGGCGCCGUCCGUCGAAGCUGUGACGCAGUCAGCGGGCAAGGCCAUCUUCAUCGACGCGCACGUCCCCAACCUGUUGGCAGCAUCGCCCGGAACGGAUGUGACCAAGACGCCGGCGUACCUCAAGGGGGAGAUUAUUCUGCAGGACAAGGCCUCCUGCUUUCCCGCGUACCUGCUCGACCCGCGGUCGGAAGACGGCGACGUCAUCGACUCGUGCGCGGCUCCCGGAAACAAGACGACGCACCUGGCCGCCAUCGUCAAGUCGCACGAGCCGGAGCAGGGUGCCCAGAAGCAGACCAUCUUCGCGUUCGAGAGGGACCCUCGGAGAGCGCAGACGCUGGAGAAGAUGGUCAAGAUCGCGGGCAGCAGGGACCUGACCAAGAUCGGACCGGGCCAGGAUUUUCUGGACGUCGACCCGAAGGCGGGCGCCUACAAGAGCGUCGGGGCCCUGCUUCUGGACCCCAGCUGCUCGGGCAGCGGUAUCGUGGGACGGGAUUCGAUGCCGGAAUUGCAUCUGCCCGAGGUUCCCGGCCCCGUCGCCGCCAAGGGCACCAAAGGGAAGCCGCAGGUCAGCCGCAAGCGGAAGCAUGCCGAGGAGAAACCGGUGACGGUCGACGACGACGGCAACGCCGUCGAGAUGCAGUCGGAGCAGGAGCUGCAGAGGCGCCUUGACGCGCUGGCUGGGUUCCAGCUGACGCUGCUGCUCCACGCGAUGAAGUUCCCCUCGGCGAAGAAGAUAUCCUACUCUACCUGCUCGAUCCACGCGGAGGAAAACGAAGGGGUCGUGAUCAAGGCCCUCGCCUCCGAGGUCGCGAGGGAGCGCGGGUGGAAGAUCCUGCCGCGGGAGAAGCAGGUCCGCGGGAUGCGCGAGUGGCCCGUCCGCGGGCUGCCCGAGGCGGCUGGAGGCGACAAGGCCGUGGCGGAGGCGUGCAUCCGGACGUACAAGGGCGAUGGCCACGGCGUCAUGGGCUUUUUCGUAGCCGCCUUCGUGCGGGACGGCAGCAAGGAUUCGGCCAACGAGGAUGGGCCGUACGCCAGGGACGAGGACGGGCGAAUCGUGAGGGACAUGGCGGGAAUGCCGGUGCUGAAGAGUACGGGGGAGCCUGUGGUCUUGGAGGAUGCCGUUGCGGCCCCGACGCAGGUACUGGCGGGGGGGGAGGCCUAUUCGAGCGGGGAGGAUGAGAGCGAGGACUCGGAGGUUGGGAGUGACGAAGACGACGGGGGUGAAGAUGAGUGGAGUGGGUUUGACUAA